UAUUGAGUUGGUUUACCUGUUCGUGGAGAAUAAUCUUCUUGUUUUCUUUUUUAAUGUUCUUUUAAGAAGUUUUAUUGUUUUGUUAUUAUUAUUCUCUCUUUUACUCUUUUUUAGAGUUUUUUCUUAAUAAAAAAGUGGUUUCUUCAUAUAAAAACAAACCCCACGAAGAAAUGCCUACAACAACAAAAAUUCUUUUCAUAUAAGAAAUUUUAGUGUAAUCGUGGCAGUUAGUCAGUCAGUCGUUUUCUUAUUUAAAUAAAAGUCAACCAACAAGAAACAUGAAUAAAGUCUGAAAGUAUUUUAAUAUUUAUUUUUUUUUAGUUUUAAUAUAAAAUUUUAAUAUAAAAAGUAAAAAAAUGGAAAAAAUUGUCGAGAAAAACGCAAAAAACGAGUGUAAAAUAUUUCUAUUGCAGUACAAUAAUGAAAAAUUAAAUUGGUGGAUUAUUUUUGCUACGGUUUUACUUUUAACCAUUGCUACCCGAUAUUAUAAAGUAACUGAGCCAGACCAUGUGUGUUGGGAUGAAACCCACUUUGGAAAAAUGGGAAGUUGGUAUAUUAAUCGUACAUUUUUCUUUGAUGUACAUCCACCAUUAGGGAAGAUGUUAAUCGGUUUAUCGGGCUAUUUGACUGGCUAUAAUGGAACUUAUCCAUUUGAAAAGCCCGGAGAUAAGUAUAAUGGAACACACUAUGAAGGCAUGCGCUAUGUAAGUAUUUUUUUAAUUUAAAAGUUUAUUGUGAAA
This is a messenger RNA of Lucilia cuprina (Australian sheep blowfly), 740 nucleotides long. RefSeq names its product protein O-mannosyl-transferase 2-like. The transcript is spliced from 4 exons. Gene Ontology annotation, biological process: protein O-linked glycosylation via mannose. Bases 357 to 725 code for a protein of 122 amino acids. Gene Ontology annotation, cellular component: endoplasmic reticulum; membrane. Gene Ontology annotation, molecular function: dolichyl-phosphate-mannose-protein mannosyltransferase activity. NCBI's taxonomy places the organism in Eukaryota, Metazoa, Arthropoda, Insecta, Diptera, Calliphoridae. The record is from RefSeq and is a predicted model, not a curated record.